This is a messenger RNA of Cotesia congregata, 1692 nucleotides long. The record is from the annotation of a GenBank genome assembly. Lineage: Eukaryota; Metazoa; Arthropoda; Insecta; Hymenoptera; Braconidae.
AUGGAAAAUAAUAUUGAAAUUCCAAGAAUUGGGUUACAAUUUGACAGUUAUUGCACUGCAUAUGCUUUUCUUAAAAAGUAUAUGGAUUUAAGCCAAGAAUUUUUUACUAUUAAAACAAGUAACCUCAUCCCGGUUACAGAACCAUACAGUCGUACUUUUGUAUAUACCAGAGUAGUAUUUGCUUGCAAACGAGGUGGGAAUAAUUAUCAACCAAAAGGUUUAGGUUUACGUGAAACAAGAUACUUGAGAAUCGUUGAAUGUGAUUUAGUCCAUACACAACAUGAACCAACAGGACCAUUGUAUAAGUUGUUUCCGGAAAAUAGACGAUUAUCACCAGAACAGCUUGCAGAAGUGCAUAAGUACAUGAUCUUACAUUGUGAAAAGAAAAGAUUGAGACACCAUAUUAUGACGAAUUACGGAAAAUUUUGCACCUUGAGGGAUUUGACAAAUAUUAAAGCCAAAAGAGCGGAUGUAUCCAUUUGUAAAGAAAAAAAUCAGUUUAAGGGUUUGUAUUUUUCUACGCCUGAUAUGAAAAAUUCUAUGAAUGCAUGGCCUGAAGUUGUGUUCAUUGACGGGACUUACACAUUACUGGACAAUAAUUUAACACUUACGAUUGUAGCUGUAGAAGAUUCUAAUGGCUUAACAAAUAUAGUAGCGAUUGGCUUAUUAGCAUGUGAAGACAUUCCAACUUUUGAUUGGUUUAUUAAAACAUUUAUUAAAAAUAAUCAGGAACCAUGCUCUCGAAUAAAAUCUUUUAUGGCAGAUAAAAGUAUAGUAGAAAGAACCGUAUUGAAAAAUAAUUUUAAAAACGUUCCUGUAUAUAUAUGCAUAUUUCACACACUGCAAGCUGUGAAAAGAGCAUUACAAAAAAAGAAUAUUUCAGUAGCUCAACAAACGAAAAUUUUUGAACUAUUUAAGAAUCUAGCCUACAGUUCGUCUCAAAAAACCUAUGACCAGCAGUAUGAAACUUUUUGCAAAGAAGUGCCGGCAGAAAUAUUAAAAUAUUUCAAAGAUCAUUGGUUUAAUUGUCAGGAAGAGUGGACAACAUUCAAUAUGAAGGAAGAGAAUUUCAACAAUAGUUCUAAUAAUCGUGUUGAAUCCUUAAAUCAAAAAGCUAAGCAAAUAGUCGAAAAAAGAAGUUCACCGACCGAUUUUAUAAAAUCUCUUUUCAUAUUUAUAACUUCUCUUAAUACCGAAAUUGAUUACAAAGCUGCCGAAAAUUUUCUCAAAAUUAAAACUAAAAAUUUAAAUGAUACUGACCUAACUAAUUAUCGUAGUGUAUUAACUGAAAAAGGAUUUAAUGAAUUGAAGAAAGACUGGAACAACUACACCAAAGUUCAAAUCUACACAAACUGCGAAAAUAAAUAUUUUUAUAAAGAAGAUGGAGUACAAAUUGAAGUUUCUGAAAAUUGUUGCCUCUGCAGAGAUUGGUCAUCUAUGCAUCUACCAUGCCGACAUAUAUUAGCUACUCGGAAAUUUUUAAAUUUGCUAUUGUUCAGUGAAGAGCUUUGUCAUGAGCGCUGGACUAAAAACUAUUACCGUAAAAAACAACGAACUUUUCAGAAAGAAAGUAUCUCCGCUUGUUCUAAUAUACCAUUAGUCACUGAAAUAAAAUCACCAGUUGAGACUGAAAAAGACCGGCUACACUUUGCAGAAAAUUGCAUGAGUGGAUUAGUUUCAAUAAAUUUGUGA